Uloborus diversus is the source of this 3411-nucleotide messenger RNA. RefSeq names its product protein phosphatase 1 regulatory subunit 16A-like. Gene Ontology annotation, molecular function: phosphatase regulator activity; protein binding; enzyme inhibitor activity. NCBI's taxonomy places the organism in Eukaryota, Metazoa, Arthropoda, Arachnida, Araneae, Uloboridae. Gene Ontology annotation, cellular component: cytoplasm. The record is from RefSeq and is a predicted model, not a curated record. Bases 1030 to 2766 code for a protein of 578 amino acids. The transcript is spliced from 12 exons.
UUCGGUUGUCUUGUGUGUGUGAGUUGCGCCGUGUGGUGAUCUGCGAGUUGUGAAACUUUUAUAGAAAUUGUAAAUAAACAAUCCUAUAUUCUAUAAUAAUAAGGAAAGGGAUAAAUAACCAGAUCCCAUGGAUAGUGAUUAUGUGUCUGUACAGAGAUUUUGAAAUGCCUACCAUUAGCCAUGGUGAUGAAACUCCGGGCGAAGAUGCUACACUGCGCUGCUCUCGGGCCUCCGUCGCCAUAGUAACCAGUUCAUGGUGAAACUCGGCGGAUUCCCCCCAUCCAAUCCGUCCACAACAUUCCAUCCGCCGAUCGCUCGGCUGUCAAGACGUUCUUCAAGUUCGUGUGCAACUUUUAUUUGCGAGGAGUUUUUUCUUCUUCUGUGUAUUCAUUCAUCCUGUCCAAAACAGCUUUGACAGCCGCGAAGAAAGUAAUAACAUUCCUCGAAGAGAAGAUAAGUAAUCUCGUUUUAAUCGGCGCGCGGGAAAGUAUUUUUCGAUCCCCUGGAUGGCCGUUCUAUCGACUGUUAUGACAGUCUUGUUGUAUUGUUAAAUGAUUGGAAUCAUCUAAUUGUUAUGAAGUUGCCUUCCGUCCAAAUGUUGCAUUCCGAUUUUGCUUCCACAAAUUUUGUGCUUCGGGUAAACUUUAUUUUCUUUUUGACUCCAGUGACUUUUUAGGUGUUUCUUCAAGAACUUUCAAUGUGUUUGUCUGAGUGAUCCCAUAUACAUCGUUAAUGACAACCCCUUCAAAAAACUUUUGCCAUUUCAGUUGCCCAAUUAUACGGAUUUUCGGUUAACCGGAUCUAUCUGGAUCCGGAUAAUCGGCGCUUUGCUACUAUCGGAAAUUACUCCUUAGGAAAUUGUUCCUUCCAAGAGAUUGAGCUUUGAAGAUUAUGCAACUUUUGAUAUCGGUACCAUAUAGAUAUCAUCUAGUUUUGCAUUUUGUGUAAAGACUACAAUGGUUAUAUGUUUGAGUUAAUCAACAGAGUUUCCGUUUCUUGUCAUUUAAAUUAAGAGUAUAUUUUUAAAAAAUGGCUGAGCAUUCAGAGCUCAUUGCCGAAAUGUCCCAGAUCGACAAAAUGACUACUCAGGAGCGGCUGAAGUUGGCCAAACGGAGGCGGAUGCAACAACUGAAAAAGUGGAGUCAGCGCGAAAAGGAAUACAACAGCAAUAAAAGGAAGAAGGAAUUGGUCGCUAUCAAACGAAUCAAGAAAAAUGAUUAUAAAGUGCAUUUCGUGCCCAGCGUCAUGCUUUUGGAAGCAGCUGCUAGGAAUGAUAUCGAAGAAGUGAAAAGGCUUCUGAUGCUAGGUGUGUCUCCAGAUUCAACCAAUGAAGAUGGCCUCACUGCUCUUCAUCAAUGUUGCAUUGAUGAUAGUGAAGAGAUGAUGAGGUUACUUUUGGAAUUUGGGGCAAAUGUGAAUGCCAAAGAUAGCGAGCAGUGGACACCCUUGCAUGCAGCUGCUACUUGUGGCCAUAUACAUAUCGUCAAAUACCUGAUAUCUAAGGGAGCAGAUUUAUUAGCUGUAAAUGCUGAUGGAAAUAUGCCAUAUGAUAUUUGUGAUGAUGAUUCAACUUUGGAUUACAUCGAAAAUGAAAUGGCGAAAAAAGGUAUCACACAAGAGAUGAUUGAUCAAACACGUGCCUCAGUUGAAGUAAGAAUGUUGAAUGACUUGAAGGAGUUUGCUGCUCGUGGUGGCAAAUUGGAUUUUAGAGAUAGAACUGGAGCUAGUCCUCUUCACAUAGCUGCAGCCAAUGGAUACUUGUCUGUUCUUGAAUUCCUCUUGGAUCAACAUGUCACCAUAGAUGUGAAUGAUGAUGACCAGUGGCAACCCAUUCAUGCUGCUGCAUGUUGGGGACAUCCUGAUGCCAUUGAAAUGCUGGUGCAAGCUGGUGCUGAUAUCAAUGCAAAGACAAAAAAUGGAGAAACUCCGUAUGACAUAUCAGAAGACAUUGAGGUCCGAGAACGAAUUAUGCAGCUAAAAUUUGAAAUGGAAACAAAAAGAGGCUCUCAAACCAACAGACUGAGGCGAACUCAUAGUCAAAAUACAAGGAGCCAAUCAAUCAGAAGAACAAGCAUCCGAGAAAAAGCUCAGAUUUCUCGCAGAGAAGCUCGAGAAGAAGCUCGUUUAAGACAUGAAAAAGAGGAUGAUGCUCAUGCAUUGGAUGAUGACGAAUUGAAAAAUGUUUUGGAUGCAUCGCAAAGAGAAACUACUACUGAUUGUGAUCUUGAUCCUAAAGAUAUUGAUAUAUCUUUUCUCCCCAUCGAUGGCAAGGAUACAUUACAAAGAUUCAGAGCAAAAACCGCUACUGAAGCUUUAGAACUUGGUGACUGUAACAAAAGAUUCAACACAUGUGAUAACACGGAUGUGCCAAACGAAACGGAAGGGAAACCUCAAAAUCUUUUUUCCAUCUCAAAGAGAAGCGAUUCCGAGAAAGUAUUCCAAAUGAAAACCGCCGAAGCGACAUCUGUCAUACAGCAAAAGUCCGGGCAAUCUGUGAAUGUGGAAAUUCAUGUGACUGUCAACACCAGCCCUACCUACGGUUCAAGUCUUGCCGAUUUGAAGAAGCAAAGGUGUGACCAGCGGAAUAGUAUUACGUCUACUUCCUCGGUUCAAGAGACUAAUGGUAAAUCAAUGUUGCAGAACGGCCAUGUUGAUUCUUGUAAUAAUCUGCCAUCUCCCUCUGUUGUACCAAAAAAAUAUCAUGGUGAUCCGCUGCAUAUAGUCGGUGAACGUAAGAAAAAGCGAGGCUGCUGCAACUUGAUGUAGAAGUAUAAUUUUUGACUUUGUUAGUAAAAUAAAGCACUUUUCUGCUAUAGGUACCUCACUCAGCUUGGCUUUUUUUUUUUUUUUAACUUCUACCUUAGUAAAAAUUAAAAAAUUAUGGUUAUAUCAUAGCAAUGUUUGGCUUGUCUUUUUAUAAUUUUACAUUUUAAUGGAAAUUUGAAUGCUUAUUUAUGACUCAAUACAUUUUUUCGACUGAUUUAUUUUGCGUCUUUAUUGAGCAUUUAAAGUUGAUUUCGCACAUUAUUUUAAUGAACGUUUUCAUGUUUGAUAGCUUAUUCUUUUAUUUUGCAGAUUGUUUUACUUUUAUAAUCAUUAGACGGAUUAUUUUUUAUUUUGAUACAGCUUUUAGUCUUGUUUUAUUUAAGAGUUCUUUGAAGAGGGAAAUAAUCUAUGGUAAUACAAAUAAUUAGUUUUCUAUGUAAUUUUGCCAAGCAUGGCAACAAUAAGUAAAAUGCAAAAUAACAGCCGCCAAGAUUAAAAAUAUGCUGUGAAGUACCUAAAAUGGAAAAGUACCCUAAAUACAUUCCAUAUAUGUGUAAAUAAAUGUUUAUUUAGCGCCAAGUAAAUUAUUAUUUUUUUUGAGUUUAAAAAAUUUGUUAUGAUUUUAGAGCAAAGAAAAAUAUUGUU